This is a messenger RNA of Bursaphelenchus xylophilus (pine wood nematode), 1089 nucleotides long. The record is from the annotation of a GenBank genome assembly. NCBI's taxonomy places the organism in Eukaryota, Metazoa, Nematoda, Chromadorea, Rhabditida, Aphelenchoididae.
AUGACUCGGAAACUGGCUGCCCUCUUCUGUGUUGUUCUGGUGUUCUCGUUGGUUUGCGAGGUCGUUGAGGCCGGCUUGUUGGAUAGACUCAAGGCGGGACUUGCUGAGGUGAGUUUCCUAUGCCGAUCAGUAUGCUACCUGUAUCAAUAGCAGUCAAAAAAACGCCGUAAGGAGCCGUUUGCAACGUGUAAACCCACGUUUAGAUAGAAAAAUAUUUUUGUAAAAAAAUGACUAAUUUAGGCAAAAGACAAAGCCAAGGCCAUCAAGGAUAAGGUCGAAGACAAAGUCGACGACCUCAAAGAUAAAGUCAAAGAGAAAGUGGCCCCGAUAAAGGACAAAAUAGAUCAGGCGAAAGAAAAAAUAGAAGACAAAGCGCAAGAGGUCAAAGAUAAGGUCAAAGACAAAAUCGAAGACCUCAAAGAUAAAGUCAAAGAGAAAGUGGCCCCAAUAAAGGACAAAAUAGAUCAGGCGAAAGAAAAGAUAAAAGAGAAAGCGCAAGAGAUCAAAGAUAAGCUCACAGGCAAAGGCAAAGGCGAUAAGGUAAAGAAUAUGGCAUCAUAGCACCAACUUUUGUUCAUGCUUAGAAGCAGCUGUUACUCAGUUGGCGCGCAGCAACAGAACUGCUGUUUGUCGCCAUCCUGCAUCAUGCCAAUUUUUGUUCCGGGUUCCGUUGCAAACGCGCUUCUUAGCCGGCUAGAGAUUGUGGCGUGCGGUAGCUUAAGUCUUGAUAAAAAGCAAAUGUUUAGGUGAUACAUAAUAAUACUGUUCUAGGCAAAAUACGGCCUCGGAAAAUCGAAGGACGACUUUAAAAACGGGGUCAAGCAAGACGUCAGGAAUAAGAUCCUUGGAAUCACCCAAGACCGUAAGUCACUUUUCCAUACCCUUUACUUGUGGAAAAAAGAGACACACAAAAGAAAUGUUGAGCACUCAAGAUUUAACAAACUCAUUACAGCCAUGUGCCAUGUCGCCGUCGAUCAAGCCCACGACUGUCUAGCCAAGGUUUCACUCUGCCUUCAGGGCACCUAUGUCCCGCUGAUGAACCGAAUCUGCAAACAAACUUGCUGUCAACAGAUUAAAAUGUACGGAUAG